AUGGAGACGAAACGGGAUUCAUUCUUUAAGAAAGGCAAGAAACAAAAGCCUGAUAAAAAUAAGGGAGAUAAUAAAAAGCAGGAACGGCAGAAAAAUUUUGAUGAAAAUCGCAAUGGGAUGAAGGAUGCCAAAGACGAAAAGAAACCAUUUGACAAAAAAGCAUACCGUUUGAAGAAAUACAGCAAAAAAUAUAAGUUGGAGCAAUGGGAGGAGCAGAGAAAGAAAAGGCUGAUGCAAGACUACCAGAAAAUGUUAAAGAAUGAGCAAGUAAGUGGUACUUACAAGCCGAAGUCAUUCGAUGAGGACCAGCCCGACGGUGAUUCAGAGGUCGGCAAGUUUGUGAGACACCCGGAUCUGAUGAAAAAUGAUCCACCGAACCAGAAAACAAAGAAAGAUCCAUUCGCUAAAGCAAAAGAACAGUUCAAUAAAGUCAAACAGGAUAAAAUUGAUAAGAAACAGGCUUUGGAGCAAGCGAAGCAAGAAAGAAUGCAAAAAUUGCAAGAAUACAAGAAGAAGAAGCAAGAAAGAUUUAAGAAGUUAAGCAAGAAGAAUAAAAAGGGUCAGCCAGAUAUGACGGGUAGAUUGGAAUUAUUGUUAGAAAAGAUACAAAGCUCCAAAUGA
Messenger RNA from Danaus chrysippus (African queen), 621 nucleotides. The record is from the annotation of a GenBank genome assembly. Lineage: Eukaryota; Metazoa; Arthropoda; Insecta; Lepidoptera; Nymphalidae.